Messenger RNA from Quercus robur (English oak), 1722 nucleotides. RefSeq names its product sterol 3-beta-glucosyltransferase UGT80B1. Lineage: Eukaryota; Viridiplantae; Streptophyta; Magnoliopsida; Fagales; Fagaceae. The coding region runs from base 67 to 1629 and encodes 520 amino acids. The record is from RefSeq and is a predicted model, not a curated record. The transcript is spliced from 15 exons.
UAUGCACUUUUCGAAAAUGGAAGUCCAAAUUCAGAAGUCUCAUAUUAAUCUGUAGCAAAAACAACAAUGGAAGCGGAGAUGGAGAUGGAGGAAAGAAGCAAACCAAUUGCUAUCUUCAUGGCCUUCGGUACUAAAGGCGACGUCUACCCCAUCGCUGCCAUUGCUGCUGCUUUUGCUUGUGACCAGAAACAAUACAAUGUGGUCCUAAUAACUCAUUCGGCACAUGAGAACUUAGGUCAUCACUUGGCAGGAAAACAUGUUGCCUAUCAUCCAAUUUUAUCACCACCGGUCCUUUCUACAGAUCAGAACCAUGAGACUACUACAGGGUCAGGCUUACUGGAGUUGUCAUUCUCACUGCAAAAAAGAAUGGUUACAAAAGAACAUAGACGAGAAUGCUAUUCUCUAGUUCAAAGGAUAUUCGGAUGUGGCCAAAGCUUGGAUGGUGAUUUUAUUGUGAUAAAUUUCUUUGCAUUGGAAGGGUGGAGCCUUGCAGAAACGUUUCGUGUCCGUUGCAUUGUUGCUGCUCCAUAUGUUGUCCCUUACAGUGCGCCUUCAUCAUUUGAGCGCCACUUUAAAAAAGAACUUCCUCUUUUGUAUAGAUAUCUUCAGGAAGCUACUACUAACAAGGUCUGUUGGAAAGACGUGAUUCAUUGGAUGUGGCCUCUUUUCACUGAUAGUUGGGGAUCUUGGAGAUGUGAUGAUUUGAAUCUGAGUCCUUGCCCUUUUACGGAUCCAGUAACAGGUCUUCCCACAUGGCAUGAUAUGCCUUCAUCUCCCCUAUUAUUGUAUGGAUUUAGCAAAGAAGUUGUUGAAUGCCCUGGUUAUUGGCCUUCAAAUGUCCGGGUUUGUGGCUUUUGGUUUCUGCCUAUGGAGUGGCAGUUUUCUUGUAAGGAGUGCAGUGAAAUCUCAGUGCUUGUUUCUUCAGGGAAUCUGCAGAGAAAAGAUGAACUAUGUUCAGCUCAUAUUGAUUUACAAACUUUUCUGAAGACUGUGUCAACGCCACCAAUUUUUGUUGGGCUGAGCUCUGUUGGAAGCAUGGGCUUUCUAAAAAAUCCCCAAGCAUUUCUUCAUGUACUUCGAAUUGUUAUAGAGAUCACAAGUCAUAGAUUUAUCCUCUUCACAGCUGGCUUUGAAGCUUUAGAUGCAGCUGUCCGUAUGAUUGCUGCAGAAGCAUCAUCAUGUUCAAGUCAAACACAGCUCAGUGAAGAUUGCAUCUCUCUCUUUAACAGUCGGCUCUUUUGCUUCACUGGUUCCGUGCCAUACAAGUGGCUGUUUCCAAAAUGUUUGGUUGCAAUUCAUCAUGGGGGCAGUGGAACUACUGCUGCUGCAUUACAUGCAGGAAUCCCACAGGUAGUAUGUCCAUUUAUGCUAGAUCAGUUCUAUUGGGCUGAGAGGAUGUUUUGGCUUGGAGUUGCGCCAGAACCACUGAAAAGAGAUCAGUUGCUUCCUGAUCAGAACGAUGACAUGAGCAUCCGUGAAGCUGCAAAUGUACUAUCAAGGGCGAUAAAUGAUGCAUUAUCUCCUAAAGUGAAAGCAUGUGCAAUAGAACUUGCUGAAAGGAUUUCUCUAGAGAAUGGAGUCUUGGAGGCUGUGAAGACCCUCAAGGAAGAGCUGGGCUGUCCAGAUUAAGAAUUUAAGAUAAUCAAGAAACUCCUACUUCUUAGACUUUUCUCUUUGUAACCUGGUCUUUUUCCAUCAUAUUGGUAACCUUUCAUUUCCUCC